This is a messenger RNA of Dreissena polymorpha, 1635 nucleotides long. Its product is annotated as zinc finger MYM-type protein 1-like. The transcript has a single exon. Lineage: Eukaryota; Metazoa; Mollusca; Bivalvia; Myida; Dreissenidae. The coding region runs from base 1 to 1635 and encodes 544 amino acids. The record is from RefSeq and is a predicted model, not a curated record.
AUGUCACGCCGGACUUAUCCGAGUGGCUCCGAAAAGCGGAAAAAGGCUGCAUUGAUGAAGGAGGCUUCAGCAUCUGUUCCACAAUUAACGCAGUUUUUUGCUCGUAUCACACCAUCUACGUCGAUAGAAGCUGUUGGACAAGCAGACCGCGACGAUCAUGGUCGUGAACCUAAAGUUGAUCUGUCGAAAUUGGCAGGACUAGACGAUGAGUUUGAUGAACCCACAGCCGCUGAUUUGCAGUCGACAGUUACUAUAAAUCAACUCUCUGAUGACAUUUCAAAUGAUCCUGCUGAGUGGGUUAUUGAUGAAGAACUUCGCGAGAGGGUCAUUGCGCGACCAAUAGCACAGAGCAAAGGCGACUUUUCACGUUCUGAGGGACUUGGUAAAACGCAAAAACGUUAUCUACCACCCAGUUUAUUUAUGCGUAAAAUGGCUAACGGAGAAGUGGUUAAUCGCGAAUGGCUAGUGUAUUCACCGUCGACUGGAAACGUUUUCUGUUUGCCAUGCUUGCUGUUCAGCAAUCAAAUAUCAACGUUUCGAACAGGGUUCAGUGACUGGAAAAACUGUCAUAUUUACGCCUCUGAGCAUGAAAACUGUCGAGAACAUAAGACGUCUACAACAGCGUGGUUGACCAGAGUCAUUCUCGCCAAUCGCAUAGAUUGUGCUCUUGUGAAACAGACACAGAACGAACGAAAUUACUGGAAGGAGGUUCUUCGGCGUGUCGUUGAAACUGUCAAGUUUCUCGCUGGAAGAGGUCUCCCCUUUCGAGGAUCCGAUGAGACAUUUGGAUCGGAGACGAACGGCAAUUAUCUGGGAGUUCUGGAACUGAUUUCAAAGUUUGACCCCUUUCUGUACGAACACAUAAAGAGGUAUGGCGGUGCUGGACGGGGUGUUUCGUCCUAUCUUUCCAAAACAACAUGUGAGGAAUUCAUACAGUUGAUGGCAACUCAAGUGGAGGAACACAUUGUAAACGAAAUUAAAGCCGCUAAGUAUUACGCAAUCAGUGUGGAUUCUACACCAGAUGUUGCACAUGCUGACCAGCUCACAUUCAUUGUUCGCUAUGUGCUACCAGACGGCAAGCCAGUUGAACGAUUUAUACGAUUUGUAGAAAUCCACGGUCAUGGUGCCGAAAGCAUGACUGCUGUUGUCACAAAAAUUCUUGAAGAACUUGGACUUGACAUAUCCAAUCUGAGAGGUCAGAGCUACGAUAAUGCCUCCAACAUGUCUGGGAUUUAUUCAGGACUCCAAGCACGAAUUCGAGAACUCAACCCUCUUGCACAUUAUGUCCCCUGUGCCGCACACUCCUUAAAUCUCGUUGGCUCUGCCGCCGUGUCUAGCUGUAUGGGUGCCACGUCAUUUUUCACAUUUCUCCAAGCCCUCUAUAACUUUUUUUCAGCAUCAACACACCGUUGGAGGAAGUUAAAGGACGCCUUACCUCCCAACGGUCUCGUGGUAAAAACGCUGUCAGAUACUCGCUGGAGUGCAAGGGCAGAUGCAACGAAAUCGUUAAUUUCCAACUAUCCAGAAAUACUGAAGGCUCUCAUUGCCAUAAAAACUGAAACUACACAGACUGCGGAAACAAGGCUGACGGCAGAUGGUUUGAUCAGACAGAUGGAGCAGUUGGACACUGCCUAA